This is a messenger RNA of Alnus glutinosa, 2930 nucleotides long. RefSeq names its product pentatricopeptide repeat-containing protein At5g15010, mitochondrial-like. NCBI's taxonomy places the organism in Eukaryota, Viridiplantae, Streptophyta, Magnoliopsida, Fagales, Betulaceae. Gene Ontology annotation, molecular function: protein binding. The transcript has 2 exons. The coding region runs from base 404 to 2206 and encodes 600 amino acids. The record is from RefSeq and is a predicted model, not a curated record.
CAAGAAGUGAUGCAAAAUAAGAAAUAAAUGGCGCGCUUACCUCUCGAACCGCACGAUUCGGCGGAUUGCUGUAUAUAUAGGCGUUGGUUGUUAAAAAGCCCACCGCUAGCAAAUCCAGACAGACUGCUGUAUUGACGUAGCAGUAGAAGAAAGGAGUUUUCAAUCAUCCCUACUUCUUUUUUGUGGUAUGUUCGUUUGGUUAAUUUCACAAACGGUUUGUAGUCCAUUUGUAAACAUAGUGGUAGACCUAUUCCAAUCCAUUGCAUCUAUCUUUCUUUUGCCCACGUAGAGAGAAAAAGGAGUCCGUUCCGGUAUAAUCUCUGUCACUCACUCACGCUUGUUUAUAGGCCUCGAUUGAUCUUUCUUCUUUUGAGCUUCGUUCUGUUUUCUACCAUCAGUAGAAAUGAGGCACAUGAUGAGAGUAAGAUCUUCUAACUUCUCCGUAUUCUCAAUUUUGCUUCGAAGCCAUUGUGUUAGUUCCAUCUCUUCUUAUGCUGUUGUUAAGCCCAUCACUGCUGCUCUUUUUAAUUUGAGCCCUUCUACCACCAACACUUUUUCAGCUAUGGAACUUCACUUAAAAUUUUUGUCGUCUUCUACUGCUUUUCCAAACUCAAAGUAUGCGCCUUCAAUAGAACCCCAAGAAGAUGCUAUUAGUGAUGGCGAUGAUAACGACAAUGGUGAAGACUAUGAAGAUGAAGAAACACACUUCAAAGAAUUGAGUUUAGAAGAUGAGGGUUUCACCCGAGACACGACCACAAUUGUGGAUAUAUUACGUGAACUGCGAAGCAAUCCGUCUGAGGCAAAAUACAAGCUUCACCAUAGCAGGAUUAGCGCCUCAUCAGAAUUGGUGGUUGGGGUGUUGUCGCGGGUCCGCAACGAUUGGGAAGCAGCAUUCACGUUCUUUCUGUGGGCUGGCAAGCAGCCGGGUUAUACUUAUUCUGUGCGUGAAUACCAUUCCAUGAUCUCUAUUCUUGGGAAAAUGAGGAAGUUCGACACUGCGUGGGCCUUGAUUGAUGAAAUGAAAGGGGUUACCACUGGUCCAUCUCUUGUGACUCCUCAGACUCUCUUGAUCAUGAUUAGGAGAUAUUGUGCUGUACACGACGUGGGGAGGGCUAUAAAUACUUUCUACGCCUUCAAACGGUUUAAGUUUGAAGUUGGGAUCAACGAAUUUCAAGGCUUUCUCUCUGCCCUUUGCCGGUACAAGAAUGUGAAAGAUGCUGAGCACUUGCUCUUCUGCAAUAAGAAUGUGUUCCCCUUUAAUACGAAGAGCUUUAACAUUAUCCUCAAUGGAUGGUGUAAUGUGAUUGUUAGUCCCCGAGAGGGAGAAAGAAUUUGGAGGGAGAUGAGUAAGAGAGGCGUCCAACAUGAUGUUUUCUCGUACGGAAGUCUCAUAUCUUGUUAUUCAAAAGCAUGUAAUCUGAAUAAGGUGCUCAAGCUCUUUAACCGGAUGAAGGAAAUGAACAUUGCACCGGAUAGGAAAGUUUACAACGCUGUCAUUCAUGCUCUUGCAAAAGGUAGGCUUGUCAAAGAAGCUAUCAAUCUCAUGAAAACGGUGGAAGAGAAGGGAGUCACUCCAAACAUUGUCACUUAUAACUCACUGAUCAAGCCUCUUUGUAGGGCCCGGCAAAUAGACGAAGCUAGAGAAGUAUUUGAUAAGAUGUUGAGCCAGGGCCUCUCCCCUACGAUUCGGACUUAUCAUGCCUUCCUCCGUACUUUAAGGACUGGGGAAGAAGUGUUUGUGCUCUUGGAAAAGAUGAAAAAGAUGGGCUGCCACCCAAACACUGAUACCUACAUAAUGUUGAUUAGGAAAUUUUGUAGAUGGCGCCAGCUUGAUAAUGUCUUCAAGUUGUGGAGCGAGAUGAGUCAGAAUGGAGUCAACCCUGAUCGAAGCUCAUAUAUUGUGCUCAUACAUGGGCUAUUUUUGAACGGAAAGUUGGAGGAGGCACAUAAAUAUUAUAUAGAGAUGAAAGAGAAACAGUUAAUGCCAGAACCAAAGACAGAAAAGAUGCUUCAGGCUUGGCUGUCUGGUAAGUAUACAUCAGAGUGUCAGAUGACCGAUUUAGAGUGCAAUCAAUUAAAUUAUAGUGAAUCAGGCAAGAAUAGCAGAGUCAUAUCCAGGAGAGUUGAUCAGGUAAGGGAUUUUUGCCGCCAACCUGAAACUAGAAGAGUUGUAAGAGACCGGGGCUUUUCUUUUUGGGACCAGUAGGUUCUCAUGUAAUGAGAGAGAAGUGUCAACAGUUUGAGGUUUGUCUAUAAACAUGACUGGGCAGUUACCAACCUCCAGCAUUGAGUUGCCCAAGGAAUUCAUGCAGAUCGUAACUUAUGUGGAUUCUAGAGGGUGUUUGGCUGAUUGGAGCUUUACUUCUGUUCAUGGACUUCGUUAACUUUAGUUUAAUCAGCUACUGCCCUGGUCAAGGUAGCAUUUAAAGUUGAGCACCGAGUUUACGGAGUUUUGUAGUUUCUUAGCCCGUGAGCUCAUGCCAUUAUGUCUGAUGAUCAUAAUGCUUCUAGGGAUUUGAUUUAUACACAACACCAUCACAACAACCUCUCACAUGAGGGUGGACCCCACACACUGAGGCCCACCCUCAUGUGAGGGGUUGUUGUGUGGUUGUUGUAUUGGUAUUGUAAAUUUAACAUUUUUCAUGCUUCUAUUGCUGCAAUUUGUUUUGGGCUACGUUGUUGUCACUAGAUACGUGUUGACGAAUCUCAUGCUUAGCAAUAUUUGUGGCUGGAAUUUAGUUCAAGGUAUUAAAUUAUUUUCAGAACAUUUUUGAAAUGUUUGAGAAGCAUAAAAAAGGGUUAAAAAAAAAUUAGAAAAACACACAAUGAACGUAGUUAGAAAUGUGUCACGUCAGCUCUGGGGAUAAAAGAAUGUCCUUGCAUCCGUUUGUUUGUGUGUAUGAGUUGACUGUAGUGUAGAUCAAUAAAUU